Molecule: messenger RNA, 1179 nt
Organism: Patiria miniata (bat star)
Lineage: Eukaryota; Metazoa; Echinodermata; Asteroidea; Valvatida; Asterinidae
Product: craniofacial development protein 2-like
Exons: 1
Coding region: 1-1179 (392 amino acids)
Biological process (GO): chromatin remodeling
Cellular component (GO): nucleus
Molecular function (GO): catalytic activity
Source: RefSeq, a predicted model, not a curated record
AUGAAGAAAUCCAACAGCACUCGGGUUAAAGCCCCGACAAACAGACAGACUCCACUACCUCAGAGCCUGCAAGUAGCAGAGCAUCAUGACGCAUCAAUCCCAAACCCAAUUGGAAGGAAUGAUGGUCCUCCUACAGCAGGGCGAACACCAGACCGAGCCCCAAUUGGAAGGACUGUUGUCGAUACACCUGAUGGGAAAAGAGCCUUUUUAAAUGCAAAGUGUACCAUAAGUAUAGGCACUUGGAAUGUUCGUACCCUACACCAAGAGGGAAACCUGGAACAUUUACUACAUGAACUGAGCCACUUAAAAUGGGAGGUAAUCGGCCUCUCAGAAACCCAUUUGUGUGAUUCAGGGGAGCUACGACAGGAAGGAAUACAGUUCUUGUGCUCUGGAAAUGACACCACCCACAGAGAAGGUGUGGCCAUCUUACUAAACAAAGCUGCACAAAGAGCGUUAAUCGGAUACAACCCAAUAUCUGAAAGGAUCAUUACAGCCAGACUACACACUCAAAUUGGUGCAAUAACUAUCAUCCAGAUUUAUGCACCUACUUCAGCUUCAUCAGAUGAAGACAUUGAUAGUUUCUACGAUCAACUUCAACAAGCAAUAAACCAAAUCCCUUCUCAGGAUAUCCAGAUUGUUAUGGUUGACUUCAACGCCAAAGUUGGUACAGACUGGGAAUCCUGGAAUGGUAUUCUUGGGAAAUUUGGACUAGGUGAUGCCAAUGAUAGAGGAGAAAGACUACUCAAUUUCUGUGCACUAAAUGACUUAUGCAUCUCAAACACACUCUUUAAGCAGAAAAAAGAUUCAAGAGAAUGGACGUGGGAAUCACCCGACGGCAACACAAGAAAUAAAAUCGAUUUCAUCCUCAUCAACAGGAGAUGGAAGAGUAGCAUAUCCAUGUCCAGGAGCUUUCCAAGCGCGGAUAUUGGUUCAGACCACCAACUUGUCCAUGCCAACAUGAAGCUCAGACUAAAAGCUAAGCCUAAAUCAGCAAGACAAACCAGAUUUGACAUUGAAAAACUGAAAGACAAGAAUGUCAGAGAAGCUUUCAAAGUACGAAUAGGUGGGAGAUUCGAGCCUCUUCUAAAUGCCACGGAUACUGAUGUUGACGCUGAAGUUUUAUGGGACGGUAUUAAAAGCAGCUUCCAAGAAACAUCAAGAAAGUCCUUGGUACAAUAA